CUGCCAACUUGCUUUUUGGAGAGAGCUCGACAGCUUUCUUAUUCACAUAUUUUUUUUUUGUACUACAGCCAAAUUUCGUAGACAAUCAUAAGCAGAGGGAAACAUGGAAACGGAUAUGGAUGUGGCAAACGCGCUGGGUGAAACAUUGGGCGCCGCCGAGUCCAUGCCGGAGGAUACGCUGGGCGAGAGCCUGCCCUGGCCGCAGGAUGUGCACCUCUAUCAGCCGCCGGAGGAGACACAGCUGCUGCUGCCGGAACGCGCCAGUUGCCUGGCUGUGAAGACAUAUCUGCGUAUGUGCCGGCUACCGUAUGCGGAGCGGCAGUGCGACAAUGCGGAGUUCAUGUCACCGGGCGGACGCCUGACCAAGCUGCCGCUGCUGCGACUGGGACGACAUCUGUUAACCGAAUUCGUGCCGAUUGUGGGCCAUGUGGAGGUCACCCAGCUGUCGCAUGCUUUGAGCGCCUGGCUGUCGGCCGAGGAGCGCGAGGAUAUGCGCAGCAUGGUCACCCAUGCGGAGAACACAUUCACCCUGGCCGAGCUGCAUCAGUGCUAUCUGCAGCCACAGAACUAUGCCAGUCACACGCAGCCGCGCAACGGUGCCGCACAUCCCUGGCCACUGAGCAGCAUCCGGCGGCACGAGAAACGCGACCAGGCGCUGCGCCUGUUGCGCGUCUAUCAGUGGCACGAACUGGACACUGCCGCUGUCCGGGCACAGCUGCAGCAGUGCUGCCAGCUGCUGAGCGACAAGCUGGAACAGGUGGAGACGGAGACCGACUCCCAGCUGAUUGCCAGCUAUCUGUACGGUGCACAGCUCUGUGAGCUGGAUGCCCUUGUCUUUGGCCAUGUGGCCGCCAUUUUGGCCAGCCAGCUGGUUAGCUCCAUGCUGGCGGAGACCGUGCGCGGCUAUCCGCGCCUCAUUGCCCACAGUCGCCGCAUCGACGAGGCCUUCUACGAGGGCAAGCAGCUGGCUGGCGAGCAGUAGCAGCGGUAGGGAGAAGAGCCGACCGAAAAAAAAGAAGAAAAACAGAAAUGAAACAAAUAAACUUAUUAUUUUACUCUGCGCCAGUCGGCACUGCACGACUAGCAGAUACCCUGCUUUGAACAUUUACAAAUCCUAUCCUACUUUCAUAAAUGCAUACAGAAAAACUUA
Molecule: messenger RNA, 1150 nt
Organism: Drosophila virilis
Lineage: Eukaryota; Metazoa; Arthropoda; Insecta; Diptera; Drosophilidae
Product: metaxin-2
Biological process (GO): mitochondrion organization
Cellular component (GO): SAM complex; cytoplasm
Source: RefSeq, a predicted model, not a curated record